Molecule: messenger RNA, 1257 nt
Organism: Diplodia corticola
Lineage: Eukaryota; Fungi; Ascomycota; Dothideomycetes; Botryosphaeriales; Botryosphaeriaceae
Product: dna repair protein rad14
Exons: 1
Coding region: 1-1257 (418 amino acids)
Biological process (GO): base-excision repair; nucleotide-excision repair, DNA damage recognition; UV-damage excision repair
Cellular component (GO): nucleotide-excision repair factor 1 complex
Molecular function (GO): damaged DNA binding
Source: RefSeq, a predicted model, not a curated record
AUGUCGUCCUCCUCCGCCCGCCGUCCAAUCACUCCGCCUCCGCAAACGACGAACAAGCCCGGCAACCUCCCCGCCGCUCCUCUGACCCCAGAACAAGUGCGCCAGCUCGAGAUCAGCCGGCUAAAGGCCAAAGCCCUCCGCGCCCAAGCUGAUACAGAGACCGCCGCCGCCGCCGCGACGUCCAGCAGCGCCCACGCCGGCCAAAAGCGGCCACACUCCGCCAUAAGCACGACCACCACCCGAGUAGCGGCGCGCAACCACCGCGAUGGCACUUCGGCGACUGCCGGAACCGCCGGGAGAAUCGCAGCCACGACAAUGACGGCGCCGUCAGACAACGCCUACGUGCGACCGGCCAAGAAAUUCGAGAAGAGCAGCUACAUCGAGUACGACCUGUCGGCCAUGACGGACACGAAAGGCGGCUUCCUCUCGACGGCAGACGACCCGCACAACAAGGCGCUGAACUCGGGCCUCGCCCGCGGCGACAGGGACGCCGAGGAGCAGAGGCCGCCGCACAUGACCAUGGCCGAGUGGCAGCGGCACCAGCUGCUCAAGAAGCUGCGCGCCGCCAAAGCGGGGCCGUUCGAGCCGGGCAUCUCGGUGUUGGACAACGACGGCGACGCCGGCAAGCGGCGCACGUGUCGCGAGUGCGCCGUCUCCCGCGAGAUUGACUUCCAGUGGCUGGACGUCUUCGGCGUCGCCGUGUGCGCCGCGUGCAAGGAGCGCCACCCGGAGCGGUACAGCUUGUUGACCAAGACGGAGGCGCGCGAGGAUUAUCUGUUGACGGACCCGGAGCUGCGUGACGAGGAGCUAUUUCCCCGCCUCGAGAAGCCGAAUCCCCGCUCUGCGACGUAUCACAGCAUGCAGCUGUUUCUGCGAUGCCAGCUCGAGGAGUACGCUUUCUCCGCGAGGAAGUGGGGCAGUGCCAAGGCGCUGGAUGAGGAGUUUGCGAGGAGGGAGGCGGAGAAGAAGGAGCGGAAGGAGAAGAAGUUUAAGAAUAAGCUGGAGGACUUGAAGAAGAGAACGCGGGUUGAGGCGUAUAAGCGCAGCAGGCAGGUGGGCGCGGCGGUGGGGGACGGUAUCGGCUUGGACGGUACGAGCGGCGGGGGGCGGCCGACGGCGCAGUUUGGCGAUAAGGUCUCCGGGAGGUUCGACCGGCAUGAGCAUGAGUGGGGGAGAGCGGUCGAGGACCCGGAGACGGGGCUGACGAAGAAGAGGUGCAUCGAGUGCGCGAUGGAGGUCGAGGAGCUCGAGUUCUAA